AUGGGAAUGGAAGAGGUUGAGACGAAAGAGGCUGACCAUGAGUGUCCUCGGUCAUCGCAAGCGCGAGUGGUCCUGGUCACCGUCGGGGUAGUUCCAACGCAAUUACCUUCCGAAACUGAAUAA
Molecule: messenger RNA, 123 nt
Organism: Ectocarpus siliculosus
Lineage: Eukaryota; Phaeophyceae; Ectocarpales; Ectocarpaceae
Source: the annotation of a GenBank genome assembly